This is a messenger RNA of Astyanax mexicanus (Mexican tetra), 5609 nucleotides long. RefSeq names its product transmembrane protein 8B (gene tmem8b). The transcript has 13 exons. Lineage: Eukaryota; Metazoa; Chordata; Actinopteri; Characiformes; Acestrorhamphidae. Gene Ontology annotation, cellular component: plasma membrane. The record is from RefSeq and is a predicted model, not a curated record. The coding region runs from base 122 to 2500 and encodes 792 amino acids.
CCGCUGCGAGACGUGAAAAAUGUGGAGGAGCACGGCGAUAUAAAAGCCAGGCACGGCCGCGCUCUCGAGGAGGUAAACACUCCGUGUUUUGGGUCACGUUUCGGAAGGCUCGAGCUCGGACAUGGGCCGCGCGCAGCUCCUGUUGCUCCUCUUCGCCUGGUUGAGAUCCGUAGGAGAUUGCCUGUUUGUGACGGAUUAUUUCACUCGGACGCCUCGCAAGCUAAACGCCUUCCGCUCCUUCGCCAGCGUGGAGCUGUUCCACUUCAACGUGCCUGAUGACACCGUGGUGGCCGUCUGGAACCUUAUUACCUUUAAGGAGCAAGGGGGAACCUUUGGAGACAGCUGUCCUGACCGCAAUGUGACAGUAUAUUUCCGAUCAGGAGCUCCUCCAGUGAUCAACCCUCUCAACACCCAUUUCCCACGAGACACCAUCAUCCCGGGGUCCUUCGCUGUCACUCUGACAUGGACGCUGCCCAACCGCACCACCGGGGUGUUCAACGUCACCAGCCCGCUCCCCGGGGACUGGUUCCUGGCUGCACACCUACCAAAGGAUGAGGGCAAAAUCUCCGUCAAGGGUCUUCAUGAGGAAUGUCAGUACCUCUUCCAGCCUCAGCUGAUAGUCCAGAGGCUAAUUGGGAUUUCCGUGCUUUAUCCCGGCUACUUCAUCGACCAGAUGAUUCCGGUUCACAACAGAUCUGUUCUGUACAAAGUGUUCAUUCCGAGCUACAUAUCCCUGGUGAAGGUGCAGCUGGUGGACUGCAGCACGAGGAACAGAAGUGGAGAGAGCUGUCCAGUGCUGUUAAAGAUGAGAGCCAGAGCUCCACCGGUGCACAACUCCAGCGCAGUGGACUGCAGAGAGAACCUGCCCUGUGAGCUGCAGCUGCCCUUACUGUCCUGGGAGCAGUGGUACUACAUCCUGGUGGAGCGCUACCUCAGCACGGCAGACGUGUACUUCCGCAUUGGGGUGCAGGUUAAAGACUGCUCCAAGCCGAGUGUCACUAAGGGUUCCUCUGCCAUGAAUAUGCCCCAAUCAUUCGGCACUGCCAUGGGCUUCUCUCUGUCAGAGAGCUUUCCCGCUGCCAGCCUGCCCAACCUGUCCCGGAACGCCUCAGAUCGGGGGCCGCUGCUGACGGCUGAAGACAGCAUCACCUACCUGGCUCCGACCGCCGACACCAAUAAGUGCUGGCCCAUCCGACCCACGCUACGCAACGAGCUGGAUACCUUCUCCGUGCACUUCUACAUCUUCUUCGGUCCCAACAUCUCCAUCCCCCCAGACCGGGCCGCGGUGUUCGCCAUCAAUCUGAUGCCGGUGCUGGACAGCGGAGGGGUCCUGAAUAUGGAGCUCAAACUGAACGUGUCUUCGGCGAAGGGGGAAAACAUGACCGUCUUCGGCUGCCUGAACCACGGGAUGCCAAUGGCUCUUCGGGACAACUCCUCCGUCAAAUGUGAAUCUGAAGCUGCUUCAGGGUUUCUGCUAACUGUAAACACCACCACAAACAUCACCAAGCUGCGAAUCCCGUAUCCUCAGACCGGGACCUGGUACCUGAGCCUCCGCUCGCUGUGCUACACGGAGCGUGGGUUUGAUGCGUGCACUAAUGUUACGGCCGAGGUUUAUCUACGAUCAUACCUGACCCCGUGCAUCAACGACUGUGGAACAUAUGGCCAGUGCAAGCUUCUCCGCACCAACAACUACCUGUACGCUGCAUGCGAGUGCAAAGCAGGUUGGGACGGCUGGGGAUGCACAGACAACACUGAGGCUUAUUCGUAUGGAUUUCAGCUCCUCUCUACUUUGCUGCUUUGUCUGAGUAAUCUGAUGUUUGUUCCGCCCGUGGCAAUCGCCAUCCGCAGCCAUUACCUGCUGGAGGCCUCCGUCUACAUCUUCACCAUGUUCUUUUCUACUUUCUACCACGCGUGUGAUCAGCCAGGUAUUGUGGUUUUCUGCAUUAUGGAGUACGACGUCCUGCAGUUCUGUGAUUUUCUCGGCUCCCUCAUGUCAGUGUGGGUCACGGUUAUUUCUAUGGCCAGACUCAAGUCCAUCAUCAAGCAGGUGCUGUAUCUGCUGGGUGCGAUGUCUCUGUCCAUGGCCCUGCAGUUGGACCGCCACGGUCUCUGGAACCUGCUAGGCCCCAGCCUCUUCGCCUUGGGCAUAAUGGCCAUCGCCUGGACCGUGCGCACCAUCCGGCGUCGCCGCUGCUACCCGCCCACCUGGAAGCGCUGGGUCUUCUUCCUCUUCCCCGGCACCAUGAUUGCUACAUCAGCCGUGGCGCUGUACGCCUUCGUGGAGACGGAGGAGAACUACUUCUACAUCCACAGCAUCUGGCACAUGCUGAUUGCGGGCAGCGUGGGCUUCCUGCUGCCGCCUCGCGCCAAGCCCGACGCCAAAGUGACCCCGCUGAAGCGCCGGCGAGGCUGCGGCUACCAGCUCUGCGUCAACGAGCACGAAGAGAUGGGCCUAGUGGACCCGGCUAUCAUCACCAUCAACAGCAUCUGCACCAGCUGAUAACACUCCACCACGCGCUUCACCAUCACACGGACGUCUGUUUGCCUUUUCUCUCCUCCCUUUUUUCGAUUGAAAAAAAAGGGGGGCAAAACAAAGCCAGAGAACUCGUCGUCGCACUGUAAAUAAAACUGGACCGAGGGAACACACACACACACACAUACGUACACUUGAGUUUGUAUUUCACCUUCAGUUUAGUUAGUUAGUUUUAUUUUUUGGUUUUGCGUUAUUGUUACAAAUCUAGACGCCAUUCGUUUUGCAUUGCUGGUAUGUUGGGAUGGUUUGUGUUGGUGAAAGUAUUGCACUUUUUUUCGUUUCUGUUUUAAAAGUCGAAGCUGAACACGCUGCUGCUAUUUUGACGGUGACUGUACAGACGUAUCAUGUAAUUAUUUAUUGUUUCUUCUGGAAUUCCGAAAAAGACCAAAACUAUUUUGGAGUUUGGGUGGUGAAGAUAGCUCAUAGGCGUAUUUAUGAAUGGCCUGUUCCAAAGUCUGUAUAUGUUUAUAUGUAUAUGUGCGAGUAUUUGCCUGUUUAACAAAAUUGCACAGUAUUAUUUUCAGAUAUACUGCGUCUGCAAGUCACUGAUCCAGAUUCAUACACUCAUAAAGCAUUGGAAUCAGUUCUGCGCUCAUUAAAAUGAAGAUGCUUAAAGUGGCCAAAAAAUAACCACUUUGGUUCCAUAAAGACCCAAGUUUGUGAAGUUUUGUACAGAAAAUGUGUACAAAGGUGUCUUUUUAAAUUCUUUAUGGAACUAAAAAUGGUUCUUCUUUGGUAUCGCUCAAAGAGAAGACAUUUGGAAAUGCCAUAUCGAAAACUCAACUAAAAACUCUCUGCACCACACUCUCAGAACUGUCUGGUGUGUUCCUACUCGCAGUUUAAACCCCCUCUGCUCUUCCUGCACCAUCUUCAGCCUGCAAACAAUACAGCCAUGGUCAAAUCUGUCACAAGAGCUUAGAUCACCUGACUUUGGUUCUAUAAAAAACAGGUUUUACCUUUUAAACUGGUAUAAAACAUUUAGAGUCUAUACACAUUUAAAAUGCAAUUUUCUUUUGCAAUUAUAAUCCUUUUCAUUGGACUACAAAUGGUUCUUCUUUGGCAUUGCUCAAAGAGAAGACAUUCUAAAAUGGAAUCCCUACAACUAACAAAAUGUCUCUGCACUGCUCUCUUAUUUAGAACUGUCUGGUGUGUUUGCACUCCCAGAUGUGUGUUGGACGUCAUUAGUAUGUCACAAAGUUUUAGCCCCCAUUAGAGGAGCCACUGCUCUUACUGCACCAUCUCCAGCAUCUUCAGACUGCAAACAACAACACAGUAAUGAUGAAAUCUGUCACAAGAGCUUAAGUCUUCUGAAGUCAUCUAAAGAACCAUCUAGUCAUCCAUUAAGAACCAUGUUUCAGUUCUAAUCCUUUUUAUUGGAAUAAAAAUGGUUCUUUUUUGGCAUCGCGCAAAGAGAAGACAUUCUAAAAUGUCAUAUCUAACACUUAAAAACGGCUCUGCACUGGUCGCUUUUUCAGAACUGUCUGGUGUGUUUGCACUCCCAGACGUGUGUUGAACACCAUCGGGUUCCACAAAGUUAUAGACCCCAUUAGGUAGACCACAGCGUGUUCUGUGUACACUUGUUUAGACCGCAAACAACAACACAGCCAUGAUAAUAUAAAUGAGAAAUGGCUGUACAAAUCUCUCCAGUUUGUUUGUUUCAAUGCUCACUAGAGCCUAUGACAUCUAAAGUCGUUUAAAAUUUUGCUAAAUUUUUUGCCCCAAAAUUCGAUUUAAUAAUUCUGCAAAAUGUUUGAAAUACAGUCUGGCUAGUCACAUUUUUUUCUACUGCAACUCUGAAUUUUGUCAUGAUGCCUAGUUUAAAUGUGCUUAAACUUUCUGAUUGGAAAUGUAAUUGGAUGCAGCUGUUUACAUGGCUAUUAUUAGCUAUUAUUCUUCUAUUUAAAGGAAUAAUCAGUUGUAGGCAAAUGUGUGAAAUGGCUACAGUAGUCCCAGACACGAAGCUUACGCAGGUUGCCAGAUUGGCAACUGAUCAGUGAAUAUAAAUACGUUUCACCAUCCAAAAUAUCCAUUUCUACUACACAAGUGUUGGUGGUAAAUUACCUAGUUAUGGUUUGCUACCUUCCUGAAGCUCAAUGAUUACCUGUUCAGCAGAAAAAUAGCCAGCUCACCCAUUUUCAUGGCACAGUGUUUGCUUGUUUUGUCUAGUCCUGGCAACCCUGAGUGAAGAAAUGGGACUUGGAGAAUGACAGGGGGCAGGUUUUGAGGCCCUAAUCUACACAGUUCAAAUAAUAAAAUACUGGCUGAAGCUGCCAGUGAUUAAACUCAGCAUAAAAUCCUUAAUGGUCCUUUAAAGUAUUAUCCACCUGAAAUCGUCUUCAAACUGCAACAGAACAACCUCAGAUUACUCAGAUUUAAAAAAAAAAAAACAGAUUACUCUGAGUACUCUAUGAAGUGUAAACAAAGACGUGUUCUAUUUCAACUGAGCUAUUUUUCAGAUUAUUAACAGAUUUUUAUCAGGAUGCAUGUAAAUGUAGCCUGUGUGUUCUCUAACCUGUAUCUUUUCACACGUGAGAAAUAGGACAAAUUUAGGUAGUUAAAGCACAUGAACGCAUACACAACAUCAAAUUCUAUACAUGACACAUGAUUGCAGACUUUGGGACAGGCCACGAUGCACAAGUUUUUCUUUUCCGUUAUUUCCGUUCCUUCCUGAACUUGCACUGAGACACAAAAAUGUGAUACUGUACAUUUUUAUAUAUAUAUAUAUAUAAAUAGUUCUAGGUAAAUGUCAAGACAUGUAAAUGUAUAGCUGUUUUUUUUCUGUGGAAUGUCUGACAGUUCUUUGGAUUGCAUUUUAUUGCCUUUGCAGAAUUGCUGAUUGUGGAUGUACAGAGGAGGAGAGGGGUAAAGGGAAUCUGUUUUCAAGAACACUUGUUUUAUUUUGACGUUAUCUCUCUCUCUCUCUCUUUUUUUUUCUAAAGCGAAUAGGAAAACCUCAGAAAAAAUCACCUCACGUUUCCUGUUGUAUUUACCCAGAGAGGAUCGGGUCAGAGGGGGCACCUUUUAACGCAUUAGCAACCGAUAAAACAAAUAAACAUUUUAUUUUUUCUGUAUUAAA